AUUGCUCUCCUCUCUCUCGUUCGCUCGCUCGUUCCUUCUCUUUCCUGCAACACCACUACAACCUGCUGAUUUAUCUUCUUGCUUUCUCUCCUCCCGCCACCAGCCGUUCUCUUCCACUGUCAUUAAUUUAAUUAUCGUUAUAUCACAUGUUCACCCUUCAGUUUUAAUCCUGGUCCAUUUGUCUUUUUCAACCGAAUAUUUCCUUUCGUCUGUUUCUAUCCCCAAUACUGUCAUUUCUGUCUUUGACAUUCUUUCAUGUCCACCACUUUCUCUCUCCAUUGAUGUGAGAAGACAUGAAGGUGAAGGAUUGUAGGGACACCCCGUCUCACACUAAGCUAUGGAAUGCUCCCUGCACCCACCAUCACUAGUCUCCAAUCUUUGGACUGAGCUCAAAACGUUUAGUUAGCUGCUGUGCUUCUCCCCUCAAACUCUUUAUAACCAGGGGACGAAGAAAAGGAGUGGACUUACCUCAACCGCUAUAAGCGCACAGAGCACUUCUAUUUUUUAAAGAAUCAAUAAGCUAUUUUUGUUUUUUUCUCCACUUGGAUUUUGCCCCCCGUGAAAACAUAUCAAGAUGGAUCUAGAGCCGUAUCUGUGGAUGGUGAUCCUUGGCUUCAUCAUUGCCUUUGUUCUAGCCUUUUCUGUGGGCGCCAAUGAUGUGGCCAAUUCUUUUGGCACAGCAGUGGGGUCUGGCGUGGUCACAUUGAAGCAGGCCUGCAUCCUGGCGUCUAUCUUUGAGACCCUUGGCUCAAUGCUGCUGGGGGCCAAAGUGGGCGAGACGAUUCGGAAGGGCAUCAUAGACGUCUCCCUUUACAACGAGACGGUGCCUACACUCAUGGCAGGGGAGGUCAGCGCCAUGGUCGGGUCGGCCGUCUGGCAGCUGAUCGCCUCCUUCCUCAAACUGCCCGUCUCUGGGACUCACUGCAUUGUUGGCGCCACCAUCGGCUUCUCCAUGGUCGCCAUCGGCACCAGGGGCGUCCAGUGGAUGCAACUUGUGAAGAUUGUGUCAUCGUGGUUCAUCUCCCCUCUGCUCUCUGGACUCAUGUCUGGACUCCUCUUCUUGCUCAUCCGACACUUCAUCCUCAAUAAGGACGACUCCGUCCCUAAUGGCCUGCGAGCGCUGCCUGUCUUCUAUGCGUCCACUAUUGGAAUCAACACUUUCUCCAUCUUGUACACUGGAGCCCCAGUGCUUGGGAUAGAGAUGCUCCCGGUGUGGUCGAUCUUUCUAAUUACUUUAGCCGGGUCGCUGAUCUGUGGAGCUGUGGUCUGGUUUUUGGUCUGUCCCUGGAUGAGGAGGAAAAUAGCGGGUGGCCUCAAGAAGGAGCAGGCUCUAGCACGGAUCUCUGAUGAGAGUCUGGACAAGAUCCCGGAAGAGGAGGAGGAGAGCCCCGUGUUUAGGGAGCUCCCAGGGGCCAAGGGCACAGACGAGGCCGUGCUGCCGCUCACUGGGGGGGGCAGUGACCGCGAGUCCAUCGGAGACCUCAACAACCUGGCUAAUGGAGGCAACAUCCUGCCAAACGGCAGGGCGUACGGCCGGACCAACUCAAUGACCAACGGCUGCCUCAAGUCCCCCAUCUCUAACGGCAGCUUCACCUUCGAUGGCCACAUGCGCAGCGAUGGCCAAGUUUACCACACAGUGCACAAGGACUCUGGUCUGUACAAAGACCUGCUCCACAAAAUCCACGUGGGCCGCAUGGACGAAAGCGACCGCUCUGGCUCCAACGCCGGCCCGGCAGACAACAACUACCGCCUGCUGCGGCGCAACAACAGCUACACCUGCUACACCGCGGCUAUCUGCGGCAUGCCCGUCCAGCCGCUCAUUCGCUCAGAGUCACGCGACGACAGCGAGAAGCUGGUGGGAGAAGGAGGCGGCAGGAGCAACAGCGUGUCCUACACCAAGAAGAGGAUACGCUACGAUAGCUACUCGUCCUACUGCAACGCUGUGGCCGAGGCUGAGAUUGAGGCCGAGGAGGGUGGGGUGGAGAUGAAGCUGGCCACAGAGCUGGAAGGAGUGGAUGAAGAUGGGGCUCCCGCUCCGGUGCCUCUGGAGGACUUGGCCGAGGAGGAGGAGAAGGACAGGCCUGAGGUGUACCUGCUUUUCCACUUCCUGCAGAUCCUCACCGCCUGCUUCGGCUCUUUUGCCCAUGGAGGCAACGAUGUCAGUAAUGCCAUCGGGCCCCUGGUGGCGCUGUGGAUGAUCUACGAUCAGGGGGGUGUGAUGCAGGAUGCUGCCACCCCCCUCUGGCUGCUGUUUUACGGCGGUAUAGGCAUCUGCGCCGGCCUGUGGGUGUGGGGCCGUCGCGUCAUCCAGACCAUGGGAAAAGACCUGACCCCCAUCACCCCGUCAAGUGGAUUCACUAUUGAACUGGCUUCUGCAGUCACAGUCGUGUUUGCUUCCAAUAUCGGAAUCCCUGUCAGUACCACGCACUGCAAGGUGGGCUCGGUCGUGGCCGUUGGUUGGAUCCGCUCCAAGAAGGCAGUGGACUGGCGCCUCUUCAGGAACAUCUUCCUGGCGUGGUUCGUCACGGUGCCCGUGGCCGGCCUGUUCAGCGCUGCCGUCAUGGCCCUGUUCGUCUACGGCAUUCUGCCCUACGUCUGAGGGCCAGGAGGGAGAACAUGGGAGGGGCAGAGAGUCAGAGGAAGAGAUAGAGGGAACCUUGGGUAAAAUCAGAGCCCGAGUGUCAGGGGUUCAGAUAAAGGAGAAGGAAAUAAGGAGAGGGAAGCUGCAGAGGUUUACACAUGGACGUGGUUGUACUGUGGAUGUGAGGAGGGUUGGUUCAUACGCUGCCGGGCUCCGGAGAUAUGUUUUUGACUCCUAUGGGUUUCUGAUUGUUUUUUAUUUAUUCUCUUCUUUUGGGUGCAUAAGAAAAAAGUGUAUUACAAACAUGUUCACUGUACCAUUCAAUCUGCUGUACAUAUGCCAUAACAGAGAAAUAUCCAGUAACUCUUAAAAAAACAAAAAAAUCAUGAGUUUAAAAAAAUAAGACGGCACAAACCUUUCAAAUAAUAAUAAAAAAAGGUUAAAUCUGCCGACUUUAAACAACAUCAUGCUGCGUGCUAUCCCAGGAAGCAAAGUCUUGCAGGUGCUCAUUAUUUUUGACCCAAAAUGCCAGAAAAAACCCUGUACAUAUUGUUGUAUUGGAGUGUGAUUUGGUGUACUUUGGCUUGCUUUAAAGUUGAAAAAGAAACCGACAAAAAGAAACAGAUGUGCGUGUGGAAAACCAACCCCUCCAUUGUCUCACCUUUAAUAUGCUAGCCAGGUACAACUAGCCAAACGGAUAGGACGCCUCAGGGGGGGCGGGACUGUCACCCUGCUUUAUUUUCCACAUGAUACCACAGAAACCUGAUUCGCUAAAGAGUUGAUUUUUGUCAAGAGCUCCUGUAUGUUUUUAGAGAUGGAUCUCAUAUUUUUUAAUGAUGUAAUAUACUGUAAUUUGUACUGUAAAUAAUAUCCUUAAAGAGUUCGGGGGCGGGAUGGGGAUCAUAUGGUGUGUUUUUAAAGAUAGGGGGGGGCUCUUUACCUCUUCAUGAUGUCGUGUCCCAGAGUACACACACACGCACUCAGUGAACACACACACUUGACAAGCUGCUGUUUUUCCAUAGGUUUGCAGAAGUAUAUUGAUUGGAAAACAGUAUUACAAAUUGGAAGUCAUUAAGCCAGAACUGGAAAUAUUGAAUCCUUCUGAUUUUAUCAUGUAAGUUAAUGUGACAGUAUUGGCAGAAAGAUCUUUAGCUAAAGGUUUGAGAAAAGGUUUAGAUGGUUAUAUCAGUGACAUUUAAAGGUAUAGGUGCCGCAGAAGCCAAAACACUAAAACUGAACCAGGACAAAAACACUAAAAUGGUCCCACAAAAUGUUCACAUACUGUAUCUUCAUCCGUUUGCCUUUGUUUUCAUAACAAAAUGCACCUACUGGAGUCAGGGUUUUACAUUGAAGGCUCCCUGCCAAUGAUGGACCUCGAGACAUGUUUCUGAUCCUGCAUCGCCGCUCAGAUUACAUUUCUUAGUCCGGGACGUGUCUCUGCAGCCCUGACCCUCGGCCUCAUGCUCCUGGGCAGCUUCGGCACGUCAGACGGCGAUUAUGUGUCAUAUCACUUUGUAUUAUAACUCCAACCAGUUAUGCAGAAGUGGGAAGAAAGGGGAUUUAACCCCCAGCCACACGUGUAGCUCCUCAAAAUGGGCUGGUUGUUGUUUUGAAGUGUAUAAGCAUUUAGUCUAUUGAUCACCUGUGUUUCAAUCGAAGUGCUAAAGGCAAGCUAGAUAUCAUAGGCUCCAGUUUUGGGCUCAAUCGAAGCCAGAAAACUAUCACGAGACUUCUGUCUUAGGAUCAUUAUGGUAUGGUAUCGGGGGGGGGGGGGGGGAUAGUACUGAUCAUCACCAGCUUUUUAACCAGGUCACCUGACCUGUAGAUGAACAAAGUUUAAAGCUUUUUUUUUAUUUGAACAAACUCGAUGCCAGGUGUUGCAAGUUCUUUUUUUUGUUCUUGUGUGUUUCCUAAUUUCAUUUUUUUUUUCUCAUGAACAAAUCUAUGCUUAAGUAGCCACUUGCCUUGUAACAUUGUGUUUUACUUUUUGAGCAGAUACAGUGAAAUAAUUAAGUACUGUGGUGUUUACAUCGUAACCAUAUUGUAGACUAUCUGAAAAAAUAAACUGUUGCCUAAUGAUGCCAAUGAAAGACAAACUAUUAACCAUGACUUUUUAAGUGCAAGUAAAACAAAUAAAAUAACCUGAAGUGUCUAGAGAGAGAAAGAGAGAGAGCAAGUGUGCGCGUGAUGACUGUUUUUAUGUUGUUGUUGUUGUAGCAGUAGUGCUAAUCAUGACCCCGUCACUUUACACUGCUAAUACAAAGCAUUGACACUGCAUGUAUGGGUGCAAUUCAGUAAUGAAGAGAAUGACUAGAGACAUUUCAUCAACUAUAUAUUUUUCUACCAUAUCUGAGUUUUAACCUGGGUGAGCUUCCUGACACUGGAGGGCACACAGUGGGCUGAGGGGGAAGCGAGGACUAUUUGUUCAGAGAUCUCUGAGAAAAGAUCUUCUAACAAAUCAGUAUCCCUCCUCGCUGGUGCCAUGUGCCGCACCUCCUCUACGCUCGUGUGUUCUUUGUAACUUUGGCGUUGUGUCGGUUGCCAAUAGAUCAGAUUUUUAAAUUACAUUUAUAUUUUUGAAUUUUAGAUGAAAAAUCUUUGUAAUUUUGUUUCCCUGCUGCUUAUAAUCAUGAGAGCAGCUUGAAGUCUUGCUAAAUCAGGACGACUGCUCUCCGUAGGUAAACUAAAAGUGAAUAUCUCUAGGCAACAGAAUAAAUCUUGUAAGCCUACUCUGUAACUGAUAACUGGACUAUGAGGACAUUUGUUUCCUUGUUUUGGCAGGUAACCACUCUUGAAGCUCAUACCCUUUCACUCUUCCACAGGGUGUGUGUUACACAGGGGGCUGCACGGAGAUGGUGUGUGUGCAAACUCUAUGUGCUCUGGUACAGUAGAGCUGGAGAAAGAACAUCUAUAACCAAGAUCAGAGUUUACAACCAUUUAUUCAAAGUGGCCAAAGUAACUGGAAUAUUUAAUAUAUUGUGCACAUGUUAUCAUCUUAUAGAGAGCAACAGCUAAAAAACACUUGUUUUUUGCUUAUUCUAAAAUAAAUAGGCAUGUAACACGACUUUAUAACUUUUGAACUCCUUAUCAUUUAUCCAAGAAAAACAUGAUUCGUUAUCAAGUGCACAGUUAAAGACAUGCGUUAAAGGCUAACAAAAUAUCCAUUCAUGUUUUGUUUAUAUGUUGAGCACAUUUGAUAUGAUGGAUAUAGUGUGGUCGUAGCUGGUAGAUGUGUGUUCUCUCGUGUUCAGUUGGUACAAUAAAGGAGACUGAAUCCACUUUCCUCAGGUUGGAUUAUGAGGUUUACUGGGCUGAGGUCGGCCAGGGUUCAGAUAUCUGGUUUGUGCUGCAUCACUGCGGCCCCUUGUGUAACCUGCACUGUCAUUUUCUGUUUUGUUUUCCAUGCAUUCUCAGUCCUGAUAGGCCAAAAGGGAUGCACUGCUCAAAAGAGGAGUGAAAAGAAAACCUAAUAUUAAUGGCUCAAACUCUAAAGUUUAGGAACCAUUGCUCUAUCAAUAUUAAAGCCCUAGACAAUUUGGUUUCAAAUAUUGUGUAUUUCUUUAAAACAUUAAAUACAAAUUGUAGGUAUGAAAAGUUUAGCUAAUAGUAUUUGAUUGGCAAACAUCUAACGACUUUUAUCACAUGUUGAUUCAAUGUCUCUGAUUGGUGCAUAAACCAUGUGACACCUCUAAUUUCCAAAAGAGCUUCGCCUAUUUAAAACCAUUGAGAAGAGCAAAAAAAAGUGCAGAAAUCGCUCCCGUAAAGAUAAUCAAAACUGUGCUUUCACUAAAUAAAUGUAGUUUCCAUAUUGGAAACAAUCAGCCUUAAAAAAAAAAGCUGAUUGAGAAAACAAGUUGUCAGGGCCCUUUAAAGAGUAAGUUGUAGAUAAAAUAAUUCCAAUAAUUGUGCAGGUCCCACAGAGAGGGACAGCAGUAUCAAUGGACGCUGCAGUGUAAUGCCAUUGAGGGAGUCACUGUGCUUCUAUUGCAUUAAACCUAUUGUGUGACCUUCGCAGAGAAACAGCAGGCGCCAUUUCUUUCUCCCGUGCCGCACAUGCAGUUUGUUGUGAAGCUGUAGCUCCACCUGCUGAAAUAGCGCCCCCUCCAGGCUGUGUACUGACACAGUUGGAGGGGUCCUCAUCUGGAUGUGGCGUGCUGUCUCUAGUUUUCUGCUGUUUUGUAAUAGGAUGUGCUCCUUGGCUGGCUUAGCUCUGUGUUGUCUGUUUACUGCUAUUUAACUGUCCAGUCCUUCAAAAGUAAAAAAACGGAAAAAACAACAGUAAUAAAUACAAAAAUCAAGAGAAACUGUAGCCUGCUUCUAGAACAUCUUAAAGCUUUUCUGAUUUGCAUAUCGUACUGUAAUGUUUUAUUUAAGAUUUUAGUGGAGAAAAAAAUGUCUGCAUUUAAACUAAAUUGUGGGAAUUAAAAUUACAAAGGAAAUUGAA
Gymnodraco acuticeps is the source of this 7025-nucleotide messenger RNA. RefSeq names its product solute carrier family 20 member 2 (gene slc20a2). Gene Ontology annotation, cellular component: membrane. Gene Ontology annotation, biological process: phosphate ion transmembrane transport. Gene Ontology annotation, molecular function: phosphate transmembrane transporter activity. The record is from RefSeq and is a predicted model, not a curated record. Lineage: Eukaryota; Metazoa; Chordata; Actinopteri; Perciformes; Bathydraconidae. The transcript has 11 exons. The coding region runs from base 575 to 2599 and encodes 674 amino acids.